GUCCAGUUCAACCAAAAUGACAAAGUACGACUAUGUAAUCAGCGAUCUUCCCAUUUACAAAGCUGCGUUGCUUGACGAUUGGGAUUCUGUAAGUCAAAUCCUGGAACAAGAUCCAGAACUAAUGACGAAGCAGAUCACCUACUGGUGGGAAACGCCGUUAAUCAUAGCUGUCGGAACCAAUCGCUCUCACCGUUUCGUUCAGAAACUGGUGGAACGCAUCGUUGCCGUUGGUGCAUCAGAUAAGCUGUUUGUGACAAGUUACGGUGGAAACAGUCCGCUUCAUUAUGCUGCUAAGGUUGGGAAUACGAUUGAUGCCAAGCUUUUGGUAGCGCAGAAUUUGGAUAUGACUCGAGUUCCGAAUCCGUAUGGUAAUACACCCUUGAAAUUGGCAGCAUGGCAUGGAAACAAGGAGACGCUUCAGUACUUGCUGACCGUAACUAGGGAUUUACUCCCCGGGGAAGAAGGAACUAGUCCCUACACCGGAGUUGCUGGCGGCGAUCUCAUUACUCUUACGAUUAUGGCCGGAUUCUAUGAUGUUGCGUUAGACAUAAUCAAAAUGCACCCAAACAUCGUGCUAGAAUACGACAGGAACAACCAAACAGCUUUGCAAGUAUUAGCUAUGAAACCAGAAAUUUUUCCCAGUGGAAGCAGACUAGGAUUUUGGGGACAUUUCAUCUAUUCAUUGAUACCUGCUGUGAAGAAGAGUGAAGGGGCUACAAAAGUCAACAUGUUCUUGAGUAUUUUCAGCAAGUUCACUGCUGGAUUUUGGAGUGCGCUUCAGUAUGUGGCUCCACCAAUCAAGAAUAUCCAUGAUAUCAAAGUAAAUAAUAUCCAGAGCAGCCUACUUGUCAAUGGUAUAUGCAAGAUUGUGAUUGAAAAGGUUGAUCAUGACACAGCUUGGAAGAUUUUAGGAUCUGCAAUAACUACAGCAGUCACAUAUGGGACUCAUGAGCUUAUUGAGGAAUGCAUAUUAACUUACCCUGGCAUAAUCUGGUAUGAUGUUGGAGGAUUUUACUUGUUCCUUGCAGCCAUCAAACAACGUCAAGAACGAGUCUACAAUCUCGUGCACCAAAUGUCUGGCCACAGAGUGUUUGCCGCAACUCAGCUUGAUGGUGAAGAAAAUGAGAACGCGUUACACAUCGCUGCAAAGUUAGCCCCACCUCAUCGGCUUAAUGUUGUGACUGGUGCAGCUCUACAAAUGCAACGUGAGCUUCAAUGGUUCCAGGAAGUUGAAAAAUUUAUAGAGCCAUCUUAUAAAGAAGCUUUAAACAAAUCAGGGAAAACCCCAAGAAUGGUUUUCACUGAUGCCCAUAAAGAGUUACUUGUAGAAGGACAACAGUGGAUGAAAGACACUGCAUCUUCAUGUACUGUGGUAGCAGCACUCAUAGUCACGAUGGCGUUCGCAGCCGCCUUCACGCUCCCAGGUGGAAAUAACGACGAUGGGAAACCUCUGUUCUUAGAUCGCGGAACCUUCAUGCUUUUCAUCGUAUCAGAUGCCAUUGCAUUAUUUUCAUCAUCUACAUCAGUGUUGAUGUUCUUAGGGAUACUUACUUCACGGUACGCAGAAAGUGACUUCCUUUAUGCGUUGCCAAAGAGGAUGACGAUCGGACUACUGUCUUUAUUCUUGUCGUUGGCAACAACUAUGAUAGCAUUCAGUGCUACGAUCGCACUCGUGCUUCGAGAUAAGGUUACGUGGAUCGCGGCCCCUCUUGUUAUUGCUACGAGUAUUCCUUUGUGCUUGUUUGGGUUGCUGCAAUUUCCUCUACUGGUGGAGCUUGUCUACUCCUCAUACGGACCAAGCAUCUUUCACAAGCAGAACAACCGAAGGAUUCAUUAGCGUUUCUAAAGUAUAUAAUAUUUAUAUACGUCAUACUUAUUACUUGAUGAGGUUUGAACCGUUGAUCUUUUGGAAGGUUGGGUCUAUCAGUAAUACGGGCACUACUUCCUAUGGUCGUAUAAGUUGGUUAAACAAGAAGUCUUAAGUAUUCUGUAAUUUAAUUAAUUCGGCUUAUUGUGGUUUCGAAAC
This is a messenger RNA of Cynara cardunculus var. scolymus (artichoke), 2026 nucleotides long. Its product is annotated as ankyrin repeat-containing protein At5g02620-like. The coding region runs from base 17 to 1837 and encodes 606 amino acids. The record is from RefSeq and is a predicted model, not a curated record. Gene Ontology annotation, molecular function: protein binding. The transcript is spliced from 6 exons. Lineage: Eukaryota; Viridiplantae; Streptophyta; Magnoliopsida; Asterales; Asteraceae.